AUGGCCGUCAUUGAAUCCGCCCUUGUAGGGGUGACGCAGUUUGUUGCCAGACAAGCCGUCUCCUCUGCAUCUCCAUCCUUGGAUCUUGCCUCUACGACGCCGACCCUUUCAUCUGCAACGUCGACCGCCCCUCCGGCGGCAUCAAGCAGUGCCGAUGAAAGUAAUGGCGAUGGCGGCGGCGGCGGUGGUGGUGGUGGUGGUGGCGGCAGUUCUCCCCUCCUAUUUUUUGUGGCUCUGGGCUUCGGUGUCGUCUUCACUAACUUAUGGAUUAUUGUUGGUGUUAAGUACUGCUUCCGAUACAACGCUCGUAACCGGCAAAUGCGUCUCAAUGAGGAUGGCGAACCCAUAAACCUUGACAACAUGCCCCGCCCCCACCGGCGGCGCCGUGAAAAGAAGCUCAUGACCAUGGAUGAGGUGAACGAUAAAUUCCCCAUGAUGAAAUAUAAGAAUUGGGUUCUCGAGCGCGCCAAAGAAGGGUUACCGACCGCAGGAGGAGUAUCCGCCCCGGCAAGUAGGGCAAGUAGCCUUCGUUCUGCCGACGGUAUUGUGCCGCCUGUUGCUCCCGAGGAACCCUCCGGGACUAGGGACGCGAGCGAUGCUUCUGGUACUGCGGCUACCACAGCUACGCCUGCAACACUCGCCACAACAUCUAGCCCAACGAGUCCUGACCAAGGAACCCAGCACGCGCUCGACGAGAAGAGCGCCACAAAGCCGGCAGAUAAUGGCGAAUCCACGGAUCGUGCUGCUCCCGAGCCAACAAGGGACAAUCUUGCCACCACUCCCGCCGCCAAUACAACGACCGAUGCACCAUUGCAACGGGUUACUUCUGCCGAUGAUGACGACGACGAGCACAUUAAUGCUGCCUUGCCACCUGAGUUGAUGGAGACGAGCGGGGACACGUGUGCUAUUUGCAUCGAUACGCUUGAAGAUGAUGAUGACGUUCGCGGAUUGACUUGUGGACAUGCUUUCCAUGCCGUCUGCGUCGACCCCUGGCUUACAAGCCGACGUGCUUGCUGUCCUCUCUGCAAGACCGAUUACUACAUUCCUAAGCCGCGCCCUCAAGCCGGCGAGAUCGACCCCAACAACCCCAAUGCUGGCUCUACUAUGGACGGCAACCACAUGCGUAUGCACCUGCACAAUGCUCCUCCGGCGGCCUGGUAUGACCUAAGGAAUAGCCGUUGGGGGUUUGGGGGUCGCGUCGGUGGUUUCAUGCCCUCGGGUACGCAUACUCGCAAUACUCGUGCUGCCCGUAGGCCUCGGCGACGGCGUACCGAGCCACAACCCGCUGUCCCGACCGCUCCGGUAGAACAGGAGGUCACCCAGCCGCAAGUGACUACCAGUGAGGCCCAGACUAGCGGCGAAAACUCGUCAGCACCCAAUACGCGGAGAUGGCGCUUUCAGCUUCCUUGGAGGAGGAACAGGAAUACUGAGGCAUCCCCCCAGACCGAGAUACCCAUGGCAUCUGGGGCGAACGUCACGAACGUGACCCCGUCUCAGCUCGAGUCUGGCACCCAGCCGGUCUCAACCGGCACGACAGAAGCGGUACGGUGA
This is a messenger RNA of Sodiomyces alkalinus F11, 1551 nucleotides long. RefSeq lists its product as hypothetical. Lineage: Eukaryota; Fungi; Ascomycota; Sordariomycetes; Glomerellales; Plectosphaerellaceae. Gene Ontology annotation, cellular component: cytoplasm. Gene Ontology annotation, biological process: ubiquitin-dependent protein catabolic process. The transcript has 2 exons. The coding region runs from base 1 to 1551 and encodes 516 amino acids. Gene Ontology annotation, molecular function: ubiquitin protein ligase activity. The record is from RefSeq and is a predicted model, not a curated record.